Molecule: messenger RNA, 501 nt
Organism: Macrosiphum euphorbiae (potato aphid)
Lineage: Eukaryota; Metazoa; Arthropoda; Insecta; Hemiptera; Aphididae
Source: the annotation of a GenBank genome assembly
AUGAAACGGAACGCUAUCAGCCAGUGGGAGCUGUCGGACCAUUUCUGGGCGGAAAGCGAUCCUCCGGAGCCGUGCGCGGCGGCCAAGAGCUUUCUGCAAAAAUGCGUCCGACAGUUCGACCGGUUGACGGCCGACAACCGCCGGGUCAAGUACCGGUUGACCGCCGCCGGCCGCGACACCCUGCCGGAGCCGGCGACCCGUCCUCCUCGUCCGCCUUGGAGAUCGAUGGACCGUGUUCACGGUUGUGGUUGCUGCGGUAUUGACGGUCGGACCACCGGUGCCGCUACUGAUAACGCGAUUAUUUUUGUCAACGACGGCGGUGGCAGUCGCGAUAACAGCAGCAAAGACGUGACGCCACUGCAGCCCCAACACCCGCCGCCGUGCGUAAUCAGACGAGCCGGCGACAAUUACGCGGCCGCCAACGCCACUGACCGCGGUGAAACCGGAACGUUUAAUACCGUUCCGUACCGCGAGGUUAGUACCUUUGCUUAUACAUUAUAA